This is a messenger RNA of Cryptomeria japonica (Japanese cedar), 1239 nucleotides long. Its product is annotated as replication protein A 70 kDa DNA-binding subunit C-like. The transcript is spliced from 2 exons. Bases 1 to 1239 code for a protein of 412 amino acids. NCBI's taxonomy places the organism in Eukaryota, Viridiplantae, Streptophyta, Pinopsida, Cupressales, Cupressaceae. The record is from RefSeq and is a predicted model, not a curated record.
AUGUUCACUCGCGAUCCAGCUCCCGCAGCUAGACGUUCCCUUAAGUUUGGGAUACACGUCCCACCUGCACAGCAAGAAACCUUUCAUAAUAUCAGCCUGAUAAAAGCUUUGAUUCCCUUCCAAAAUAAAUGGGCAAUAAAAGGUCGUGUAAUAAACAAGAGGAAAAUGGAUCAGUAUGAUACACCAAAAUCCUCUGGGCAAGUGUUUAACUUUGACAUGAUAGAUGUUGAAGGUACUGAAAUUAGAAUAACGUGUUUUGGUAAUAUAGUUGAGAUGCAUUAUCAUAGGGUUGAACCAAGAGCAUAUUAUUAUCUGUCGAAAGGUUCCAUUAAGGAAGCCAACACAAAAUGGAAUAAAGUUAACAGUCAUCUUGAGAUUACUUUGGACCACAAUUCAAUACUAAAGCGUUGUGAUCAACCUGUUGAUGGUGAAGGUAAUGUUUCUCGAUUCACACCAAUCAAUGAACUUACAAACUGCAGCAACAACACUUUAGUCGAUGUCAUUGGUGUUGUCGUUGAUGUUAAAGACCUUGCAGUAAUAUCUAGAAAAGAUGGAACCAAAGUGAAAAAAUGGGUUGUUAAAAUAAAUGAUAUGUCGACUUUUAGUGUUGAUGUUAAUUUAUGGGGGGUGGCUUGGGAACAAUUAGGUGGAGAUCUCAAGAAUAUGCAUUUAGCUCAAACAGUUGUCGUCCUUGAGGUCACUAAUGCUCGUGUUAGCUAUUUCAAUGGAAAGGUGAUCAACACAACCACAGCAACCACUUCGAAAAUAAAUCCUUCUACACCAAAGGCAGAUGCACUUAUCUCAAGAGGAAACAUUCCAGCUGGUCUUUUGCCACUCUCUUGUGUUGCUGGUCAGCUAAACUCCCAAUACAGCAGGAUGACAAUCGCAUCUAUCUUGGAACGAAUGACUCUCCUCUCUCAAAUAGUUGAAACCACUAUUAGAGCUAUUAUCAUGCUUCAAGAUCAUACAAGCUCUUUUUGGGGUACUGCCUUUGAUGAAGUUGGCACAAAUUUGCUAGGCAUAUCAGCCAAAGAACUUUACAUGUUGCAGUACGAUUUGGCCGCAAACAGGACUCCUCAAUCUAUUAUCAAGAAUGUCCUCUUAUCCACCUUUGUUUUCACUCUCUCUGUUACAACAGAGAACAACAACUCACAGACUAGACUAAAAACGACAAUCACCAAAGCAAUGCAUGUUGAUUUUCAAGUUGAAUGUGCUCUUUUGCUUGCAGACAUUGCUUAG